Solea solea (common sole) is the source of this 3310-nucleotide messenger RNA. It is a transcript of the gene pals1b, whose product is annotated as protein associated with LIN7 1, MAGUK p55 family member b. The coding region runs from base 601 to 2553 and encodes 650 amino acids. Gene Ontology annotation, molecular function: protein binding. Lineage: Eukaryota; Metazoa; Chordata; Actinopteri; Pleuronectiformes; Soleidae. Gene Ontology annotation, cellular component: adherens junction; plasma membrane. Gene Ontology annotation, biological process: protein localization to plasma membrane; generation of neurons; establishment or maintenance of epithelial cell apical/basal polarity. The transcript has 15 exons. The record is from RefSeq and is a predicted model, not a curated record.
CAAUGGCCACAAGUGUCCCGUCAGCGCCUGCACAGAAGUCACUGCGGCGGCUGAACGCGGUCCCGUGAAGACGGAGAGAAUUGAAGCUGUUUAUGGACCGUCCGAGUUUGAAUUAAAUCCACCCUUCUUUCACUGAGUUGGAUUUUAAAGGAAAAACCCACAUUCCGACAGAUUUCAUUCAGUUUGUUGUCUGUAAACUGCAUCCCUCACAGUGUUGUAGCCACUGAGCUCAGGAAAAGCGUGAUAUCCCCGGCCAUAAUUAAGCCCAUGGGAACAGAUGGUCGUUGGCAGUCUCUGCUGUUUGUCAGCCAUACAACACUACUCUAAGUGGAGAUAAAUGCUGCUGCAGGGGAGGGGUUUGGGGAGCUUGGACCGGGAGCCGAGGGAUAGACCUGCCAGACGUAAUUAGAUGAGAGGAAGCAGGUAGAGGAGGGGACGUGCCGCCAUGUGUUGGAUCUCAGAAAGAGCACAAAGGUCCACGUGUUCCACUGCUGGACCAUGGCUCCUGAAUUAAGCAGUCUCGGUGCCGGUGCCUCGUAACACUCGAGCAGAUUUCAGUAAACGCUGGGGUGGUCUGAGCCGUAUGCAGCUGCAGCAGGGAUGAUCACAUCCCAUAUGAACGGUUAUGCACAAGAGGCCUCUGGUCAGGCCAUGAGCCAAAGAGAGAGGGCCGUGGACUGUCCAGGGGAAGAGAGUAGCCUCGUCAAAUCUCCACAAAGCAGUGCCCACAUGGAGAGGAUCCAGCACUACCAGGAGGAGCUGAGGAAGAGGAGAGAGGAAGACAGCAGGGGGAAGCACGACAUCGACCCCAACGCUUCACUGAGGCUCAAGAAGCUUUCACAGAACCCCAAGGUGGGGAUUGACAACCCCACAUUCGAGGGAAAAGAGAAGGCCACCAAAGACGCAUGUUACGUCGAACCUGUAGCUGAAGUCGGGGAGUUGCUGCAGGCUCUGAGUUGGAUUCAGCAGUGUCUGACUGACACACAGAGCCAGCAGGAUGUGGAGCUGAUUGCGCAGCUCCUUGCCAAGGAAGACUUUAAGAAUGCCUUUACCAUCUACAGCGCCGUUUCCCAGCAGAUCGGCAGAGUCACGCCCACCUUACCGCUCACAGCACAAGCGCAGGAUCUUUGCCAGGAGGUACAGAAGAUUCUGCAGACGAGCCAUCAGAAGGAGGGUUCGGAGCUCAGGUCCCUGCUCACAAAUCCUCAUCUCCAGGCACUGAUGCAGGCUCAUGACAGUGUGGCGGGAAAGGAAAUGGAAGACGAAAACGCGACCCAGUCCCUCAGCGAGACGGUUAAACUCGUGCGGUUAGAGAAGGCCCUUGACACUCCUCUGGGUGCGACUGUACGUAACGACAUGGACAGCGUGGUGGUGAGUCGUGUGGUGAAAGGCGGAGCAGCCGAGCGAAGCGGGCUCCUCAGUGAGGGAGAUGAGAUCCUGGAGAUCAAUGGGAUCUCUAUACGUGGGAAACACAUCAAUGAAGUCCAUGACUUACUGCAACAAAUGCAAGGCACGCUGACCUUCCUCCUCAUCCCCAGCUCUCAGAUCAAACCUGCCCCACACAGACAGACUGUGAUGCACGUGCGAGCCUACUUUGACUACGACCCCUCUGAUGACCCCUUUGUGCCGUGUCGGGAGCUGGGCCUGUCCUUCCAGAAGGGGGACAUCCUUCAUGUCAUUAGCCAGGACGACCCCAGCUGGUGGCAGGCCUACAGAGAUGGAGACGAGGACAACCAGCCACUGGCUGGACUCAUUCCAGGGAAAAGCUUCCAGCAACAGAGAGAGUCCUUGAAGAAAACUGUAACAGACAGGAGUCGAGAGCAACCAGGGAAAAACUGGUAUUCAAAGAAGAGCAAGAAACAAAAGAAGAAGAACACAUCGAACUUCAGUAAAAAUGCUGACUAUGACGACAUCCUGACCUACGAGGAGAUGUCCCUUUAUCACCAGCCUGCUAAUCGUAAACGGCCCAUAGCAUUGAUUGGUCCUACCAACAGUGGCCAUGAAGAGCUGCGUCGGCGGCUUCUGUCCAUUGAACCAGAGAAGUUUGCUGUUGCGGUGCCACACACGACCAGAAACCAAAGGAUACACGAAAAAAACGGACGCGAGUACCAUUUUGUGAGUCGAUCUGCCUUUGAAGGAGACUUGGGGGCAGGGAAGUUCAUCGAGUCUGGCGAAUAUGAGAAGAAUCUGUACGGGACCAGCACCGACUCAGUCCGACACAUCGUGAACUCUGGACGCAUCGGUUUGCUCUGCCUGCACACGAGGUCACUACAAGUGUUGCGUUCCUCCAACCUCAAGCCCUAUGUCAUCUUCAUCGCGCCUCCUUCUCAGGAACGACUACGCACCCUGCUGGCCACAGGGGGGAAAACACCAAAGCCAGAGGAGCUGAAGGACGUGAUUGAAAAGGCCCGUGAGAUGGAGCACAGUUUUGGUCACUUCUUUGAUGCAACCAUCGUGAACAUGGAUCCAGAGCAGGCGUUCAACGAGCUGCGCAGACUGAUCGACAAGCUGGACACUGAGCCACAGUGGGUGCCCACGUCCUGGCUGUGCUAGAGGUCACACUGUCUCACUGCAAGACGUCUCAGGGAAAGACAAGGUAAAUCGAGAAAUAAAAACCAAAAUUGUUCCUGGAGACUGAAAGCAAAUGCAGGACAGACACUGGUGAAUUGACUUGCACUCCUCGGUUUUAGAGGAAGACAUUCACCACACAUGUCGCAGGGACGGGACUCAGGAUUGUCAAAGAAUAUUUCUGUUUGUUGGUUUAUGUGAGUGAUUUUUGCUUCAAUAUGUUUCAUGAUUACACAGUUUUAUGCAAAGUCAUUUAUUUAAGAAAUAGAAAUAUUUCUAUUCUAUAGUUUAUUUAUAAUUGUACAUAUGUAUUUUCAAGGCAAAAUAUUUUAUUGUCGCAUUUUGUGCGUGUGACAUCAAAAACGGUACACGUUGCUGGGAGAGUCUUCCUGUGCGCAGUAUCCCGAGAUCUGUCAAGGUGUGAAACAAAAGAAGAGCACAUGUCUGUGCUAAAAGUGGCUGCAGUGUAACGUCUUCCAUUCAGAAUCUCCAAGGCAAAAUCUGUCAUCUCUGAACCAAUGUCAGUAUUAGUGUCGUCUCACAGUUCAUUUACACCUUAAUAACAGACCUCACAUCUAAGGUUUACUUUUAGUUGGUAUCAGACUUCUUUUUUUUGGAUGAACCAAAUAUAAUAUUUAGUAAAACUCCCAACAAAUACAGUUUUGUUUCUAUGCAGAGUCCUUUUUAAAUUAAAAGCACAAUUCUUGCAAAGUGUUAAUAAAGUGUGUGAGUAAGUGAUGUA